UAGACUGAUGAGGAAUGGCAGCCCUUCUCUGCCCUCUGUGCCAUUUCUCUUUGACUUCACUCUGUUUUCUCAUCAACUAUCCUGUCGGUCAGCAGGAAUGAUAGAGAUGCUGCGGAAGAUAAACUUGAGUCGUGCCGUGCGCACCAUGCAUGAGCUGUUCCCAGAGGAGUACAACUUCUACCCACGCUCCUGGAUACUGCCUGAGGAAUACCAACUCUUCUCCACACAGAUUCGUCUCCUGAAGGACAAUGAUUCAACCCUCAAACCCACGUUCAUUGUUAAACCGGACAGUGGAUCCCAGGGCGACGGCAUCUACCUCAUCCGUGACCCCGCUGAUCUUCGGGUCAUCUCAGGUGCUCAGAUCAAACAAGCAGUUGUUCAAGACUAUAUCCAGAAACCUCUGCUCAUCGAUAAACUGAAGUUUGAUAUCCGCCUCUAUGUUCUGGUCCGCUCAUUGGAGCCUCUAGAGAUCUACAUCGCUAAAGAGGGUCUGUCCAGGUUCUGCACAGAACCCUACCAAGAACCCAGCCAGAAGAACCUCAGUCAUGUUUUUAUGCACCUUACCAACUACUCCCUUAAUGUGCACAGCGGAAACUUUGUCCACUCCGACAGCUGCAGCACGGGCAGUAAACGCACCUUCUCUAGCAUUCUCUAUCGCCUGGCAUCUAAAGGUGUGGACAUCAAGAAGGUCUGGUCAGACAUUAUUGCUUUGGUUAUCAAGACAGUAAUUGCACUUGUGCCUGAACUGAAGGUGUACUACCAGGCAGAUAUACCACCUGGAAAACCAGGACCGACAUGUUUUCAGAUCCUGGGCUUUGAUAUCCUGCUGAUGAAAAACUUGAAGCCUAUAUUACUAGAGGUCAAUGCCAAUCCCAGCAUGAGGAUUGAACAUGAACAGGAGGUGAGG
This is a messenger RNA of Sinocyclocheilus grahami, 907 nucleotides long. RefSeq names its product tubulin polyglutamylase TTLL11-like. Gene Ontology annotation, biological process: protein polyglutamylation; microtubule cytoskeleton organization. Lineage: Eukaryota; Metazoa; Chordata; Actinopteri; Cypriniformes; Cyprinidae. Gene Ontology annotation, molecular function: tubulin binding; tubulin-glutamic acid ligase activity. The record is from RefSeq and is a predicted model, not a curated record. The annotation marks the transcript as partial. Gene Ontology annotation, cellular component: ciliary basal body. The transcript is spliced from 3 exons.